Molecule: messenger RNA, 1822 nt
Organism: Fukomys damarensis (Damara mole-rat)
Lineage: Eukaryota; Metazoa; Chordata; Mammalia; Rodentia; Bathyergidae
Exons: 3
Coding region: 150-974 (274 amino acids)
Molecular function (GO): structural molecule activity
Source: RefSeq, a predicted model, not a curated record
UGUUUGUGCUGUCUCUUCAAAGCCUGGGGAUAGGGUUAAUCUGUUGUUUGGAAAUUUUAUUUGUCUAUGUGUUGGUUUUGUUGUUUGGAAAGGAUCUUGGGUCUUCUUUUAUUUUGGUGGUUCUCGUCCCUUGGGAGUGGAAUGUCGUUAUGAAGAUCGAGACCAACAGACACUCCUACCAUGGGAACAAUGUUAUCCCCAAGUUGCUUAUUCCUACAAUUUCACAAAGAAUUUUGGAAUUUACGGUUUUCCCGAGCCAACUAAAGAUCUCUCCCCCUUCUCGCAGAAAAAGAGUGGCAGGAGCCGUGGUGGUGGACAUCAUCGCUGGCAUCAUAGCCUUGGUGUCUGCCAUCACCUCUGCAGUGGCAUUAACAGGAACUUUACAGAAUGCAGCCACCAUCAAUGAUCUUCAGAACACUACAACUACGGCUCUGCGAACCCAACAAUGCAUUAACCCUCACAUUGGAACUGGUCUGGCCAUACUUCAGCAACAAAUGGACUUAUUACAUGAGGAAGUUGAAGGAUUAUGGUUGCACACCCGUUUGGACUGUGAUCCUAGAUUUCAACAACUCUGCCUUACUCCCUUUCCUGUCAAAAACCAUUCUGAGGAAGUUAGACGGCUCUCGUCAUUAUUGCGAGGGUCUUGGAAUCGGACAUUUCUGAAUGCAACUAAUCGGUUGUCUUUGGACAUUGAGGUCUUAUCUGGUGUUCAUGCUAAUCCUAUUCGGCUUGAUUUCGAUUUUCUUACAGAAAUUUGGGAAAAUUUGAAAAAGAUGUUUUCACCUUCUUGGAUUGUCAUAUGGCUCAUUGCUAUUGCUGUUAUGAUUGGGUUAUGUAUUUUGGGUUACUGCAUGUACCGAUAUUGGAUGUGUUCCCAGUUUAAAUAUGAGCGUUUGGCUAUGGCUGUACAGGCUUCUUUGGAUGAUGAUACAACACGUGUGGCCAUUUAUUUGGCUCAGGCUCGACGUGCCUAAAUUCCCCGCCUUGGGAUACUCAGUGAUGGGUAAGGACGGACGCUUCUGUCUACCAACCUAAGACAGGUUGUAUUGGGACAUAAGCCCUGCGACUGAUGAUGGGUAAGGAGAUAGAAGACUUCUGCCACCUAAGACAGAGGUUCUUUGGCUGAUGUAUGAUGACCAACUAGCGUUCUUCAUGCCAUCACAGAGCUAUGGGGAAUUAGGGAAUUAUGAUGAAUUAUUACGUUGAGCCUGCCUGGACAUGGGACACAGUUAGAGUUGAACCUGGAACCACUUUGCUGGUACCCCUGAUGCUCUAUCAUUUACUAAGACAAAUGGGGGAAAUAUGGGAAGCCAUGAUGAGUCAGCUAAUUGCCUAGGCGCAGCCAUGUUGCUGUGAUCUGACCUUGUGAAGAUGUUUGUGCUUUGACCUUGUGAAGUUUCGUUUCUCUUCCAGAAGUCUGUUUCUGGUAAAUCACAUGAGCUAAUAUUCUGCUGUAUGUCCAUAUAUGGUAAAGAAUUGCUCCACUUCUGUUGUUUAUUCUGCUAAGAAAUAUAUAGUAGGCUGUCUCAAUAAAGCUUUCAGCUUUGGUGCUGCCCACACCUCUGCUCGUAAAUUGUGUGCCUGUUUUCUGACCGUGUGCUCUCAGGUUUGGGGGCUUGCUGGCAGGUCCCUGACGUCAUGGCUCGCGACAACCAUGGCUGGAACUAACCACAUAGAGAAGGGUGGGCCUGGUUCUUCCUGCCUUGGGGUCUAGCACAGGUUAAAUAAGAAUGAUUAUGUGCUCCAUAAGAAGCAGACCGGAUUUCUUAGACAAUAGAUGGUUCUAUGUGUGGGAAGCCAGCCAUGGCCCACUGGCUUUUUG